AUGACCACCGUCUCCGCCGUAGACAGCGACGACGAAGAGAUCAAUCCGGUCACAAUGCUUUUACUAGACAACGACGAUGAUGCUCAACAGCAAAACGGUAAGAAACCCGAACUUGCUCCGACACCCAUUCAACACCAAAACUACCACCUUACGUCAAUCGAUUCCACCGUCGUAAUCCGCCAACUUCCCUCCCAAGGCCUCUCCUUCCAGCUCUGGCCAGCCGCCGCCACUUUCGUCAAACUCCUCGACAGCUACCACGCCUCCAACGCCGAUCCAUUCUCCGCCGCCAUCACUACCGCCAAACGCCGUCCACGCCUUCGCAUUCUGGAGCUAGGAUCCGGAACCGGCAUCGUUGGGAUCGCCGCCGCCGCCAUUCUCGGCGCUGACGUCACCGUGACGGAUCUCCCUCACGUGCUGGUAAAUCUCAAGUUCAAUGCUGACGCUAAUUCCGAAGUAUUAGCCCCACGCGGCGGCGAAGUCCACGUGGCGCCGAUGAGUUGGGGGGAAACGGAAGAAAUGGAAGCGAUAGGGCGGGAAUACGACUUGAUUAUUGGUUCUGACGUGGUUUAUCAUGAUCAUCUCUAUGAGCCUUUGCUUCAGACGUUGAAAUUCUUGUUGUUGGACGGCGGAGGAGAUGGCGGUGAGAAGGUGUUUUUGAUGGGGCAUUUGAGGCGGUGGAAGAAGGAAUCUGGAUUCUUUAAGAGAGCGAAGAAGUAUUUUCAGGUUGAAUUGAUUCAUGAAGAUGGUCCAUCUAGUGAUUCUAGAACUGGUGUUGUUGUCUACCGUUUUGCGAAGAAAGAUGCUGUUUUCAGAUGA
This is a messenger RNA of Lactuca virosa, 816 nucleotides long. NCBI's taxonomy places the organism in Eukaryota, Viridiplantae, Streptophyta, Magnoliopsida, Asterales, Asteraceae. The record is from the annotation of a GenBank genome assembly.